GGGGUAAAAAGUAAAUCGCGGUGGUGGGAGAAUUCAGCCCGGGGGACAUUGAACAAAGGUUGGUCGUUUCGAGAGGCGCAUUCACGAUUCAAACAUGGCAGCGGCUACCAGCGUUGUCGUCCUGGACAGGGGCAACAAUACCACCUGCACGAUCAAUCUACACGGUGCAACCGUAGUUUCUUGGCGAGUUAACAAUCAGGAGCAACUCUUCGUAAGUAAACAGGCUGUAUUCGACGGAAAGAAGGCCAUUAGAGGAGGCAUACCAUUUGUCUUCCCACAAUUUGGACCAUGGACGUUCGGACCACCCCAUGGAUUUGCCAGAAUUGUUCGUUGGAACGUAGAAAAAUCGCCAGAACGAUUGCCAAGCGGAGACGUCGAAGCAAUAUUCUCGAUAAUGGAUAACGAAUUCACACGGUCAAUGUGGAAUUACUCGUUCAGAUUAACCUAUAGGUUAAUCCUACGAGAGAAAGAACUUCAUUUCCACAUUGGCGUGUAUAAUCCGAGCAAAGAUCAUACCUUUAGCUUUAAUAUUCUACUACAUACUUAUUUCAAAGUUCCGGACGUUAGGAGAUGCCAGAUUACAGGCUUGCAUGGAUGCACAUUUAUUGACAAGACUAGAGACAACCAGAUUUUCCAAGAAGGUCGUGACGUGGUUACGGUAUGCGAAUGGACCGAUAGAAUCUAUCAAAAUACACCUGGGGAACACAUCAUCACGAACGUUGUUUCCGGAAGGAAGAUGCGUGUGCAAAAGUACAAUUUUCCGGAUACGGUGGUAUCGAAUCCUUGGCAAGAAAAGGCUCGUGAUAUACCGGAUUUUGGGGAUGACGAAUUUCCUAAUAUGAUAUGCGUCGAAAGUGGACAUGUUAGUAGUCCAGUCAUCCUUGUACCAGGCAUGACUUUUGAAGCCAGCCAAAUAUUGCAGGUGAUGUGAGUAGAGGGUGGGCCAAGUUCUCAUGCAAGUACUGCUACCAGCGGUAGCGGUGCACUGCUUCCGUCCGUUGUCUC
Molecule: messenger RNA, 1005 nt
Organism: Polistes canadensis
Lineage: Eukaryota; Metazoa; Arthropoda; Insecta; Hymenoptera; Vespidae
Product: putative glucose-6-phosphate 1-epimerase
Exons: 6
Coding region: 95-931 (278 amino acids)
Biological process (GO): carbohydrate metabolic process
Molecular function (GO): carbohydrate binding; isomerase activity
Source: RefSeq, a predicted model, not a curated record